UCAGCAUUCAUAUUAUCCCUUACCUUCAUCUCUUGUUGUUUAAAUUUGUGCGCCUCUACUUUUGUUGUUAAGACUAAAAAGCUAUGGCUGUCUCUACCUGUUAACUACCAGUUAACUAGUGCUAACCUGUUUUAACUACCAAUAACCAUGGUUACUAACGCCGUCUUGCCCGCCACUAACCUCUGGUUACCAUUUUUACUAGAGCUAAACCAGCUAAACCAUGAAUCCUUUUUAACCAGUGCUCUUGAAACUACACGACUUCGCCCGUCUAAUCUUUCGGACAUCUCAAGUGUUUAUUUAUCUGAUAACAAUUCAUUGUCCAGUGCUAACUUUAAUUUUAAUUUGAACAAUACUUAUAUUGAUAAUAUCAAUAAUUACAUUAAUAACAACAAUAUAUUAAACCACCAUUUAUACAUCGACUACUUAUUCAACAAUUACAAUUAUCCUGAGUUUGGCCUGAUACCUUCGAUACUUGGGAUACCAGGAUGACCUCACAAGAAUCACAACAAAUAUACUCUUCUUUCGAAGAGUUUAUGGCUGAGGACAAAUUACCUCCUGUUUUCCCCUCAUCACAAUCUUCCAAUGUUUCUGAGACUCCAGCUUUAAGCCAACAUCUCAUCUCGGAAGUUUGUGACCGCGAUAUUUAUGGACCUUUUGGAAUUGAACACGUUGAUGAUGACUUACCUUCAAAUUUUGUCAACUCAUCUCUUGCUUAUAGCCCAAACUCUUUACCACCACGAUCUCCAUCUGACGAUAGUUCACUCUACAACAUUUCUUCUGACAAUUCAUCUUCAUUCGACCCUUCGGACGAAAAUUCUACACUUAUUGACGACAUGAUGGAGUCAACUGAUGAAUUAUCUGAUGAUUUCGUGGUUGUUUCAGAUGUACCUUUACUCGACAAAGAUGAGUUGAUGCAGUAUUUAGACAACAUUGCUUUAGAUGACAUCAACGAAGACUUUGACAAUUUUCCUCAUGAAGAAUCUACUCCUUCUACUUCAUCAGUAAAUGACGACACGCCAACAUUUUUAUAUAUCAAACAAGAAGCUACUUCAUCUAAUAAUUCUAGUAUUGCACCAAAUGAAGAAGCUAUUUCAUUUAAUUCAAGUAUUUCACAAAAUGACGAAACUAAAGAAAGCUCAUUCAGUCCUGUUUGUAGCAAAAAACCUGCAACUCGAGGCAGAAAGCGUAAAUUGUUCAGCAAUGGAGGAGAAAAGAAAAAAGAUCAGAACAAAGAAGCAGCUCGUCGGUAUCGAGAAAAGAAAAAGCAAGAGGAUGCCAGACUAGAAGCUGAAGCAGAUGAGUUAUUGAUUAAACAAGCUGAAUUACGCAGAGAACUUGCUGAAAUCACCAGGGCACACUCUGAAUUUGUGAAUUUAGCUAAGCAGUUAUUGCAAUCUAAAAGGAAAAAAGAAUAAUCCCAUUUCAUUUAUUUUAAUUUUUCAGGUUAUCUUCUGUAAUUAUUUAAUUUUUGUUACCCUUGCCGUUUGGGCGACACUUUUUGCUUCUUCACUUAUUAUUACCUUAUUAUCUUUAUUAUGUCUUAAAUUAUUGUUUAAUCUCCUUUAACUCUUUUGAAUUGUAAAUUUAAAAUGUUGGCAUGAUAAAUUAAAAUUUUUU
Molecule: messenger RNA, 1617 nt
Organism: Tetranychus urticae (two-spotted spider mite)
Lineage: Eukaryota; Metazoa; Arthropoda; Arachnida; Trombidiformes; Tetranychidae
Gene: crc
Product: bZIP transcription factor crc
Biological process (GO): regulation of transcription by RNA polymerase II
Cellular component (GO): nucleus
Molecular function (GO): DNA-binding transcription activator activity, RNA polymerase II-specific; RNA polymerase II transcription regulatory region sequence-specific DNA binding
Source: RefSeq, a predicted model, not a curated record